Mercurialis annua (annual mercury) is the source of this 2762-nucleotide messenger RNA. RefSeq lists its product as uncharacterized. The transcript has 5 exons. The record is from RefSeq and is a predicted model, not a curated record. The coding region runs from base 1467 to 1967 and encodes 166 amino acids. NCBI's taxonomy places the organism in Eukaryota, Viridiplantae, Streptophyta, Magnoliopsida, Malpighiales, Euphorbiaceae.
UAUGAAGAAGUGUAUCCAUUUAUGUGGCUGCGGCAUCUUAUACGAGCUCUUAAAUUGAGUAUCCGUACUAUGUAAAUUGAGAUCUUAGUGCUGCCUUUCAACUUCUGGCUGGCAGCAGGGCUAAUGCAAAGUUUAUUGGCUUGCAUUCAUGUUAAGAGAACACAAACGAUCGGCUGUUUGAUGUACGCACCAUUCGAACUAACUAUGAAGCUUAAGCCUCCCAAACGUUAUUGAAAGAGCUUUAUCAAAUAUAGUAAAUGGCUGGAGAAUCCUUCUAAUGUUAAGGCCGCGAAGUUCCUGUCAAAGGGGUAAUUUGAAUGCACAUUGCUCGCUUCAUUGCAGAUAAAUGGUCAUUUUAUAACUGUAAGUAACAUUUCCAACGUAACUGUUUUGGCACAACAAAUUGAUGGAAUGCAUGGAAGAAAUGCGGAUGUCAUGGUAAGCUUAUAAUGUGAAUAUCUAAACUGCUUAUCAUCCAAACUCACAUAACUACAUUUUACAUGUUUCAUGAGACGUAACUCAGAGUUAAAGGUAUGAGUUAAUUAGUCUUUUUGGUGGAAUGUUUUUUAAAUGCACAUAAAUAUGUCAUGAGAAGCUUAAAAUCCUAUUGAUUUCAGGAGUGCUUGAACUAAUCUACAAUCAGAUUUGCCAAAAUUUCAUUUUAGUCAAUAUUCAUGUUACUCGAGCAUCUUGUUCUCCAUAUAUUUUUAUUUCGGUUGAAUGCUUUCCGCUUAUUUUUGUUUUAUCUAAUUAUAUUCUUGAACUUAAAAAAUUUGAAGAUCGCUGAAUAAUAUUUGAACUCAUAGCUGCAUGAUGCUUGUGGUAUCUUAUAUUCUUGAUUAUUAACCACAAAACAUGAUGUAAUUAAUGGAAUGUGUUUAAUGCUGCUCACUGUGCCCUGUGUUUGCCCAGGCAUUCGGUAGUGUUGAAGAAGCUCUACUUAGACUAGAGAAAUUGCUUUAGGAGUUGCAUGUAUCAAGCACUGAUUCUGGAAAAGAGAAACUAAAAGCUGCUUGUUCUGAUCUUGAAGAAUAAGAAAGCUUAAAAAGUUGGUCGAAAUUUCUGGAGGCAUCUUUCAGAGAAAAGCAGCGUCCCUUCAACAGGCAUUUUUUAGCUAUUUCUUUUCCAGGCUGCAGUAGCUAUCUUCGGCAUAUUGACUAAUGAUAAGAGGUGAUGGCAUUCAAAUUACAACUGACACGUACUCAUAAGGGUGUGUGCAUGUACUUUUCCGUGCGAUAUUUCUGUAUUUUGUGAAGUAACAAAUUUAUGUUUUCUGAAUUGGCUUUAUAUGUUUAUUAUUUGGUAAUCAAGCUGUCUUGUGAGAGUUCUCAAGUUGUGUUUGGUUCUAACAACAGAGAACAGACUGCUGCAUAUGUUAGUGAUGCAGAGUCAUCAAGCUUUCCCUCUACAUGCUUAAUAGUCUCAUCAUCACUUACAGAAAAUCAAAUAUGCAAAUAAAAUAGUGCAUGCCUGUUUAUUUUCCUUCACGUUCAAGUAUUAAUCCUUGUAAUACUGAUCGUAAGGGUGAUGAUGAGAGUAGUUCACAAACUUUUGUUAGCGAGCAGCAAGUGUACUUAAAAGGGAAAAGAGAAAGUGCCAAUGAAAGACUAGACAUGAGCAACAGUAAAUCCUUAUGGCUUUGGAACUUUGUUCGCUUCCCAGCCGAGAAGCCUGAUUUUGACUCAGCAGUCAUAGAUGGAUCUUUCCACGGAGCUGGUAGAAUACAAAGUUGCUCGGCUUACAUACAUGUUAAGAGAAAACAACAGGCAGGCUGUUUGCAGUACACACCAUUUGGACUAACUAAGAAACUUAAGCCUUCCUGCAUAAUUGAAAGGUACCGGAAGAAGGUGAAUAUAGGAUUGACCCAACGCACGAAAAGCAAAAAGCUUGAUAAGAGGAAAAGCGAAGUGGAUGAAGAACUAAUCACAUGGUUUUUCUACACCUUUACUGUACUAAGUCUUGCAUGAUUGAAAUUAUUCUUACAGGACAGAGGAAGUAUACAGAACAGGUCCCUUCAUUUCUUUGAUUGGCCACCGCCUUUCGGCUAAUGAUAACGACAAAUUGGGACCCUCCCACUUGUAAAGCACUGAACAUUGGACACUCUGCUAGCAAGGUCAAUGGUGUCUCUUGUGUCUGAAUCUCUUUUGGGCCCUUACAAUCGGUUGACACUGUACUCAGGUAAUGCACAUAUCUUUGCUAGUCUUUUUGUUAAUCAAUUACUCAAUUAUAUCAAUCUUUUCAGUUUCUUUACAAGUUGUGAUGAACAUGUGGUGAUAAGCUAGAAGGCUGUGAUCUGUAGUACUGUAUUGAGUGAUAUGCUGGCUAAGCAUUAGUUUAUUUUGUAAAAGGUGGUUUCUAAUUGGUGGAUUGUAAUUUUUGACUCUACUUUUCCUCAGGCUUUUAUUAGCCACAGAUUCCAUAUUUUUCCAUAGGGUGACUUUACAAUUUGUAAUUGCUGUCUAGUUCUAGGAUAACAUUUUUGGCGCUGGUAGCGGUAGCAGGUACUCAGUUUUGUUGCACAGAAAUGGAUUUGUUGCUGAUUGGGGUGUCUAAAGAAACAAAGGGAUUGUAUUCCUUAAUCAUUUACUUGACAUAUUUUUCAGUUUGUCUUGGUAUAAGGUGGCUAUUAUGAGAAAGAAGCUUCAAAUUUUCUUUCAUAGUGGAUUCACGCAUGUAAUCUACGUUUUAACGUUUUUUUUUUCAUUUUGGAAAACACUUUUGAAAUUAUAAAACUCAUAUAUAAACGCCGUUUCAUUGUUUAA